Messenger RNA from Babesia bovis T2Bo, 3240 nucleotides. RefSeq lists its product as uncharacterized. The record is from RefSeq and is a predicted model, not a curated record. Bases 59 to 3220 code for a protein of 1053 amino acids. NCBI's taxonomy places the organism in Eukaryota, Apicomplexa, Aconoidasida, Piroplasmida, Babesiidae. The transcript has 4 exons.
GGAUUCUAUUCUAUGUUGGACACAAUAUAUUUACUUCUGCCAUUAAACGCUUGCUGUUAUGACCCUAUGUGAGUGUUGGCGGUGUAAAUGCUCUCUGAGUAUGGACUCCAGCCAUGGCCAGGAGCUGAUACGAGCCCUCUCGGAUCUUUAUGAUCCUCUUCUUGAGUGUGCUAAUCUGCAGGAGAUCUGUAUAUCAGCUUCUGGUAAAGGCAAUGUCUAUCGCAUCGCCGAGUUGUAUGACUUUUUUGACUUGUCUAGUGUUGAUAUAACUUGCCGUAAGGAUGUUGAAAGGAUUAUUGAAGCUGACUUUAUGAGAAGUCUAGAUCUUUUAGGAUCAGUAGUUUCUUUAGAAUUGCAUUUAUAUGAGAUUUAUCCGUUACUACGUCGUCUUUUAAUUAUUAUUGAGGGUAGUCUUCUUCAUGUUGAUAUUAAGAAGGACUGUAGUUUUCGUAUGAGUGACUAUCGGAUGCAAUCUUUUAUAGAGUUACCUUUGUUUACUAUAUUUGAUAAGCACUAUGACAGGGUUUUCUCUAGGGACAUCCAGAGUGACAUUUUAUGUUCAGCUUUGUCGUGUAUGUCGAAGUCAUCAUUCUUCCGUAUAGACAACUUGUUGAGCAACACCAGUAAGUUGGUUGCUGUCCUGUUACCUAUUGUUCGCCACAUUUUUGAAUUUAAGACUGCUGACAAAUUGGAGUAUGCAUUGGGAUCUUUUACCUUUGGUGCUUUUCAGCGUAUUGCUGGUUUGUUUCUUGUGCUUCAGGUAGUAGAUCCUAUGUUUGGGAAGUCUUGCAUAGGAUCUGCUAAGGUUGCUGAUACUGCAGGUAAUAAGUUUGGCACUGCUGUAUUUGAUGAGAAUUUAGUUCGUUUAUCAUCUUUAAUCAAGGACACACUGCAUGUUCCACUGGGUAUGCGUGUGAGUAGUGAUUUUCUGUGUUUACUAUGGGAGGAUUUUUUGGUUAUUCCUAUAUUCCGCAUGUUUGAAUCUAUGUUUCUUUACUCUAACAAGAUUAUAGCAACUCAUGGUCCCUUGGUUGACCUUGUGAUAGACGGUGUGGCUAAUUUCAUGCGUAAGGUUUUGAAUGACUAUGACCCUAGUCAUAUAUGUCAGGAUGUUGUUGUAAAAUUCACCAAGCGCUUUUUGUCUAUAUUCCACUUUGGUACUGUACAGGUGAAUAAGUGCCUAUCUAGUUAUUUCUUCUCUCGCUUAUCGCAUAUGAUAAAGUUACGGCAGAACUACAGUAGUCACGGUCCUGGUGUAAAUAACCGUGGUUACGUGCAUAAUGUGGACCCGUUACUUGAUGGUUUGGUAUCACCUCGUCCUGUAACUUUCAGUAUCAAUGCUUUGGUUGGUGAGGGUACUUUAAAGAACACUCUAUCGGAGUAUGUAGGUACUAUGACAUUUUAUAGUCAUCAUGUUGAUGACCUAUUUUAUGUCAUGUUUGGUAUAUAUGCUUUGGAUGCUUCAUACACGUUGAUUGAGCAUUUAUCAUUGAUAUAUAUCCAUUUUGCUGGUCUUGUUGAACUGACUGAUGUUUUGGGUUACGUCACUCAGUUAAGUCCUAAUGUUGAGAUUGCUUCUCUUUUGCAGAAGGGUGUGGGCGUGAUGUGGUCUAUAUUAAAGUCUAUGAGUUCCCACAUGUCAUUCGAGGCCUUUAAAACUUGUUUUUACCACAUGGGCAGUGAAUUUCAUUCGUGUAAUGUUGCUGCUCAAAUUGUAUCCUUCAAUUCCCUUGAUUGGAGCUUGGAGCGCUUGGAGAUGGGUUACCUUCGCAGUGAACCACACUACAUAACUCGUGUUGAGAUGUUACAGUCCAUACUUAAGAAUGCAAGUCGUUAUGCUUGUACUUGUAUUGCUUACGCCACUCCGAAACAUCGUCGUCCUCUUAACAGCUACUCAACUAUUUCUCACAUUUCAUUGUCUAAAUGGUUGAUUAUGGAAUUGCGAGCCCACAAGUUAGAGAAGCGGGGGCUCUUGGACGCUCUAACUGAAUGGUGCACCAGUUACCGUGCUGAGGAGUACAUUCUCGCUCAAUACCUAUGCCGCGUGGUGGCAAUGCUACACAAGGCCGACGAAUCAUUGGUAGCUUGUACUCGUUAUUUGUUUGACGUUCUUAUUGGUAUAUGCAUGAACACUGAUGGUUCCAUGGGUCUAUCCACUGUAAUGGGUGAUAUGAAUCCUGGUAAGAAGAAUCUUUUCCGUUGUAUUGGUACCAUAUUACGUCACAGUCUCAUUAGUUCAUGGUUCAUGAGGAAUGUAAUGCUACCUCUGACAUGUGUUUUUAUAAAUGAAGUUCGUAAGCACACAUCAUUUUUGGAGUCUGCUAAUCAUCAAUUACCGGAAUGCUACUUUGUUAGUAAUAACAAGGAGUGUCGCUGUUACCGGGCAUUGAUUGUUGGCAAAUCCAAGAGUUUCUUAUCGUAUAUUGAGUUAUUAUCGCAUGUACGCUUCAACCAAUACACUCCCGUUAAGGACGAUGAGAUGUCGAAUAUAACCUCUUAUGUGAUUAACGUGCUUUCCACUUUAGAGAUUGAUUUGAUCCAGUCACUUUACAUAAGUGGUGAGUGCGGUACCCUCGAGGACAGGUUUAGUGUGUUUGUGUUGGCUAUAAGGCUGGGUGGUGCUUUAGUCAAGGUGAGUAACUUUGGUCAGAAGGAUGCUGAGGUUGUUUCUAUAUUGAAGUUGUUUUCGAUGUUGUCCAAUCCAUCGAUUUGUGUUGCGUUGGAUGUGAAGGUAUACUUGUCGAUAAUUGAGAAUGCCAUUCGCAUUUGUCACACUAUAUACACUGAUGUUCCCGUUAAGGAGCAGUUGUUAAAGCUACAGCGUAUAUUCAUUACUUUGUUGUUUACCAAGAUGGACACUAAUCCUGUGGUAUUACUUAAGCACGAUCUUUAUAAACAUGUUCCCUCGGAGAUGCUUGGCCAGUUGACUGCAAACUUUCCCAAUAUUCUGCAGAAGGCGCGUGGAUUGGGUUAUUACUUUACUAUACUGUACAACUAUCGCAUUUGGCAUGCCAUGCGUCGAUACAAUAUCCAUUCUGCUGUAGUCAAGAAGGAGUACAUCGACUCUACUUUAUGCACCCAAGGCGAGUCUCCUGAGGUACGCAUAACAUUGAACGUUGCUUUUAUAUCAUUUUCUCGUAUAUCUGACAUACAAAAAGCGGAGACAAUUCACGAGUUCGUUCGCAAGGGCAGUUCCAUUGGGAUGUACACCAACCAAUAACUAUUUCUGGGUGGUACUGU